CAACUUCAUGAUUGUUGUGUUCGGCAUUUGUUUGCUUUGAAGUUUGUAUUCAAUCUAGCUAAUUACUAAAUGGCAUAAACCGUGAAAGAAAUUAAAAAACUCCCUAAAAAGUAGUGAAUAAAAAGGCAGAAAAAGUGGAGUUGAAUUGAACUAAAAAAAUAUCGCAAGUCGCCAAGGACGAAGUGAUUGUUUUCCAGUUUCCCAGGUUUGAAAAAAUGACAUUCUUCCCUGAAAAAGAGACUUUCUGUACGCUUUUUCAUAUUGCGUUUGGCUAAGUAGAUUUCCCCCCCUUGAGAAACAAUGGUGUUAAUGCAGGUCAGAUUAUCGUUUUCGCGAAGGAAAUUUUGAGGUUAGGUUGUCACAAAAAAAGGGGUUAUAUCGACGAGUUUCCUAAAAAUUUGUGAAAUUCGUGAUCUCCUCGAGAAAAGUUUCGGUCCCGGCGUUUUUAGAAAAAUAAUUGAGACCUGGUGAUUUUUCAUUCUUCUCGGAGAAGAUGGGGUCGCUGACUUUGGAUUGUCCGUUGUGUUGUGGCGAGACUUUUCACAAUCCGCAGUCGCUGAAAUAUCAUUUGCUUAGCAUGACGGACAAUUUGUAUUGUCCGGGGUGUUCAGAAAGAUUGGAUUCUGUUUUGGCUUUAAUUCGACAUCUGGAUUCUUGUGGACAAUCGAGUGAUUUGGAGAAGGAAGCGAAAUCGAAACCGAAGAAGGAAAAAAGGGGCAGUUCAAAACCCAUCGAGGUUUUGGUGAAAGAAACUCAUUCCGAAAACGAGGAAAAGAGUUUCGAAGAAUUUGAACCCGGGGACCACGAAGUCGAAUCAAUUUGUGAGGAGCGAUCAAUUAAAGUAGAAAAACCAGUUAAUGAAGUGGCGAAAAUUCGAUCAACUUCUAAAGUAAAGACGAGGAAAAUCGAGAAAGUUUUCUUGAAGAUCGACAAUAAAAGCGAAAAUUCUCGAACUCCCGAUCCACUAAUGGAAAUUUCGAAUUCAACCGACGAUGAAAAAUUCGUCGAAAAGAAUGUCAUUGCAAUUUUGCCGGACGGAUCAGAAAUUCUCAAUGACGAAGUGAGCAUGAUCAGCAUGGAUCACGUCAAUGUCCAGGAAAUUGACGAAUCCAGGCUCAUGAGAGUCAAGGAUGAGUUGUGUGAGGUAAAAAAGGAAAAGGAAUCGGAUUCACUCUACAGUUGCAGUAGUUGUUCAAUGAGCUUCAAUUCAGUUCUCGAUCACAUAAAACAAUACCAUGAUGGACAGGAAGUUGUUUUGGAAAUGGCGGAACAGCAAUAUGAGGAAUUGACAACUCCAAACGCGUCGAAUCCAGUCGAAGAGUCGAAUAAAAAAAGUUCGAAACGUCCUCGUCAGGCGAUGAACACUCUCCGAACCGAGGAAUGUAUCGACAGCGAGGGAAGACUUUAUACCCGAAAAGUUGUUCAGAUCGAACGAUUUUGGGAUCCGCAACCAGUCGCAACAAAAUCUUCAAUGAUUGAGAAAUUCUUCUCGAAUGCCGAAGGCGUCAAGGUGAGGGAGAAAAAAGAUACGCCAACUGCAGCAGCAGCAGCAAAUCGGAUUUAUCGUUGCAGUCAAUGUCUCGAACAAUUUCCGAAGUUAUCCGAAUUUCGAAUGCACACCUGUAUUCGGAGCAGCAAAAUUUGCAAUGUUUGCGACUUGAGUUUUGUGAACGCGAAGGCAUUGCAGGCUCACAUGAAAAUUCACGAGAGUGAAGAUGGCGGUGAUCAGCCGAGAUCCUUUGUCUGUGGCAUUUGCGGAACCGAGUUUUCCUCCCACAAGAGUCUGCGACUGCAUUCGCGAAUGCACGCGCCCGUUCGAGCGAGACACGUCGAUGCACCUGAGGGGACGCAAAAUUUGACCUUCAAUUGUCACGAGUGCGGAAAGACAUUUUCGGAAUCGUAUCGAGCGGUUCACAUGGCUGUUCAUACUGGUGACUCAGUGACUUGUUCGGUAUGCAAUCGGAAAUUUGAUUCGGCGGAUAGUUUGGCGAUGCAUGCGGCAGUUCAUCUGGAAGCGAAUCAUCAUCCGCAAUCGCCAAAUUCGACGGCCGACUCGGUGACGAAUUCCACGUCAACGGGCUCGACGACAACGGCCACGAUGACGGUGGCGGAAACGGAGGCACUGCAGAAUCUAAAGCCGUAUCAGUGCCAGCAUUGCGGGAGAAGAUUUACGAGGCCGCAUGAAAAAGUCAAGCAUGAGAGAAUUCACACGGGUGAAAAACCUCACGCCUGCGAGGUCUGUGGAAAGACUUUCCGCGUCUCAUACUGUCUAACUCUGCACAUGAGAACUCACACCGGCGUUCGUCCCUACGCCUGUCAACACUGCGGAAAACGCUUCAAAGCCUCGUCCGUCUACAAUCAUCAUCUUCUCACACACGGCGAUGUGCGGGCCUACACUUGUCCCUAUUGUCCCAAAACCUUCAAAACCCGAGUUCAGCUCGCCGGGCACAAAAAUAGCCACACAAAACCGUUCCACUGUACCGAAUGCUCGCGACCUUUCGCCUCGCUUUAUGCAGUUCGGGCGCAUAUCGAGACCCACAAAAAGGACAACAAUCUCAAGUUCAGCUGCUACAUUUGUGGAGCCUCGUAUGGAAGGGCAUUUGCCCUCAAGGACCAUUUGAAGCAGCACGGGACGGAGGUCCAACCGACGCCGGAGCCCUCGCGCGAGGAGGAGGUUCAGGAAGGUGAGGAAUUUGUUCUCGCUGACGAGGGCGAAAUCGAGGAAGAGGAAAUGGUCAUUCCGUCGCCUCUUCCUGUUCAGCAGUCCUCGGGAGCUGAGUCUGAAUAGAGAGGGUAGAGAAAAAAAGAGAAGAAAAAA
Messenger RNA from Belonocnema kinseyi, 2818 nucleotides. Its product is annotated as zinc finger protein 23-like. The transcript is spliced from 7 exons. The record is from RefSeq and is a predicted model, not a curated record. Bases 494 to 2788 code for a protein of 764 amino acids. Lineage: Eukaryota; Metazoa; Arthropoda; Insecta; Hymenoptera; Cynipidae. Gene Ontology annotation, biological process: regulation of transcription by RNA polymerase II. Gene Ontology annotation, cellular component: nucleus. Gene Ontology annotation, molecular function: DNA-binding transcription factor activity, RNA polymerase II-specific; sequence-specific DNA binding.